UGGGAUGCCAUCACAGAGAUGGAUGAACAGAACAGACCUAUUCACACCUUUCAGGUUUGCCAUGUGAUGGAGCCAAACCAGAACAACUGGCUGCGGUCUGGAUGGAUCCAGCGACAAGCUGCUCAACGGGUAUACGUGGAGCUACGUUUCACCCUGAGGGACUGUAACUCCAUUCCCUGGGUCUCUGGCACGUGUAAGGAAACCUUCAACCUCUUUUAUCUGCAGACAGAUGAACCGCUUCCUGGAAGAACGCGCUUUCGCUCCACUGACUACGCCAAGGUGGACACUAUUGCAGCAGAUGAAAGUUUCACACAAACAGACCUUGGAGAUCGUGUUCUUCGUCUCAACACAGAAGUCAGGGAGGUGGGACCCGUCACAAAGAAGGGCUUCUACUUAGCAUUUCAAGACGUGGGCGCUUGUAUUGCCCUUGUGUCUGUCAAGGUGUUCUACAAACGUUGCCCAUCGACUUUAAGGAAUCUGGCAGAAUUCCCUGAAACAGUGCCACACAUGGACUCAUCGUCUCUGGUGGAAGUGAGGGGGGCAUGUGUGGAGAACGCAGAGGAAAGGGACACACCCAAACUUUACUGCGGUGCCGAUGGAGACUGGCUGGUUCCAUUGGGACGUUGCAUCUGUAGAAUCGGCCAUGAGGAGAUGGAUGACCACUGCCGAGCUUGUAAACCUGGCUACUUCAAGGCGUUUGCUGGGAACACUAAAUGCUCCAAAUGUCCUCAGCACAGCUCCAGCCAUGACCAGGCAGCCACAAUCUGUCACUGCAAUAAAGGCUUCUACAGAGGUGUCAAAGACCCUUCCUCGAUGGCCUGCACAAGGCCGCCGUCAGCUCCAAGAAAUCUCGUCUCACUGAUCAACGACACUGCUCUUUUCUUGCAAUGGAUGCCUCCCAUCAACACGGGAGGAAGAAGCGACAUCACCUACAACGUUCUGUGCCAACGAUGUGAUGGAGGUGACGGUAUCGUGACCCAAUGUGAGCCAUGUGAACCAGAUCUGAGAUUUAUCCCACGACCGCUCGGUAUAACUGGCACCUCUGUGGCAAUACUGGAUUAUGCGAUUUAUGCCAAUUAUACCUUCCAUGUGGAGGCUGUGAAUGGUGUCUCCGGACUGGGUGUGGCGCCAAGAUCACUGGCAAACGUUACCGUCAACACGCACCAAGCUGGUCCUGCCUUCCUGGGAAUAGUGAGGAAAGACUGGACCACCCACAACAGCAUCGCCCUCUCCUGGUCAGAAGUGGAACAGCCAACUUCAGACAUUGUGGACUAUGAAAUCAAAUACCAUGAGAAGGAGCAGGAGCAGCUGAUCUACUCAUCAACACAGACCAAAUCCACCAGCGUGGUUGUCACAGGCCUGAGGCCCUCAACUGUUUACGUCUUUCAUGUGCGGGCUCGCACUUCAGCCGGCUACACAGCUUUCAGCCCCAACUUUGAGUUUGCAACCGCAGCUGAGGAUCCAGACAUCGCUGAUCAGGGUCAGGUUCUGGUGGUUGUCACGGCAUCUGUCGGCGGCUUCUCCCUUUUGGUCAUCCUCACCCUCUUCCUCCUCAUCACAGGACGGUGUCAGGGGUACAUUAAAGCGAGGAUAAAGUCAGAGGACAAGAGAACUCGCUUCCACAGUGGACAUGUCCCAUUUUCUGGAAUAAAGACCUACGUGGAUCCAGACACAUAUGAAGACCCCACUCAGGCUGUGGAAGAAUUUGCCAAAGAGAUAGACCCCUCAUACAUAUGCAUUGACAGAGUGAUUGGUGCUGGUGAGUUUGGAGAGGUCUGCAGUGGGCACCUGCGCAUACCUGGCAGGAAGGACAUCGCCGUGGCAAUAAAGACCCUGAAAGGUGGCUAUAUGGAAGAGCAGAGACGUGAGUUUCUGCGCGAGGCCUCCAUCAUCGGACAGUUCAACAACUCGAACAUCAUCCGGCUGGAGGGAGUCGUCACCAAGAGUAGACCUGUUAUGAUAGUAGUGGAGUACAUGGAAAACGGAGCACUUGACGCUUUCCUGCGGACCCGUGAAGGUCAGUUCACUGUGCUGCAGCUGGUGGGCAUGCUGCGAGGCAUCGCGGUCGGCAUGAUGUACCUUUCGGACAUGGGUUACGUUCACAGGGACCUGGCUGCUCGCAACAUCUUGGUGGAUGAAAACCUGGUGUGUAAGGUGUCGGAUUUUGGCAUGUCCAGGAUCCUUGAAGAUGACUCUGAAUCGGCUUACACGGCUUCAGGAGGAAAGAUACCAAUACGCUGGACGGCUCCAGAGGCUAUCGCUUAUGGAAAGUUUUCCUCAGCUAGCGACGUAUGGAGCUACGCUAUUGUCAUGUGGGAAGUGAUGUCAUAUGGCGAAAGGCCCUACUGGGAAAUGUCAAACCAAGAUGUCAUUUUAUCAAUUGAAGAAGGCUAUCGUCUACCAGCACCGAUCGGCUGCCCAAUGACCCUACACCAGCUGAUGCUCCACUGCUGGCAGAAGGAGUCCAGCCAACGGCCAAGCUUUAACGACAUGCUUUCUUUCCUCGACAAACUCAUAAUUAAUCCCAGCAGUAUGCUGACUCUGGUCAAUGACGCUCUAAGCUUUUCAGACUCCCCCGAGGAGAUGCCGGACUACCCUCUUUUCAUCUCUAUCGGCGACUGGCUAGACUCCAUCAAAAUGAGCCAAUAUAAGAGCAACUUCCUUGCAGCAGGAUACACUACACUGGAUUCUAUUGCAACUAUGAGUAUAGAGGACAUCAAACGCAUUGGAGUCUGUUUGAUUGGCCACCAGCGGAGAAUCAUAAGCAGCAUACAGUCGCUUCGACUGCAACUUCACCACAUCCACCAGAGUGGAUUUCAAGUUUGAGACCAUUUUACAAAGCCAGACUGUGUUUUUAC
Fundulus heteroclitus (mummichog) is the source of this 2858-nucleotide messenger RNA. RefSeq names its product ephrin type-A receptor 6. Gene Ontology annotation, cellular component: neuron projection; plasma membrane. The record is from RefSeq and is a predicted model, not a curated record. Gene Ontology annotation, molecular function: transmembrane-ephrin receptor activity; protein binding; ATP binding. NCBI's taxonomy places the organism in Eukaryota, Metazoa, Chordata, Actinopteri, Cyprinodontiformes, Fundulidae. Gene Ontology annotation, biological process: protein phosphorylation; axon guidance; cell surface receptor protein tyrosine kinase signaling pathway.